This is a messenger RNA of Tuber aestivum (summer truffle), 368 nucleotides long. Lineage: Eukaryota; Fungi; Ascomycota; Pezizomycetes; Pezizales; Tuberaceae. The record is from the annotation of a GenBank genome assembly.
AUGUGCAUCCUGAUAGCCGUCCACAACGACUGCGGCCACACAACCUACUUUACGAAGGAGACGAUGCGAUUGUGCCAUUUAGGACUACAUAAUAUGCCGAGAAGGGUCGGGAGGAUGUUCCUCUCUCGCGAGGUUUGUGAUGAGUGUUGGGUUUUAGUUCCUAAGGCUAGGAGACUGCAGGGGGCAGGUAGCGAGAAGGGGGAGGGAAUGGUGCCUUUGAGUGAGAAGAAGAUAAAGGAUAUUGAGAGAUGGAGGGAAGGGGUUGAAGUAGAGAGGGGGGAUGGUGGGACACAUGUGGCUGCUGGUUAGGUUUAGUAGGUUGGGUUUUGAGGAUCUGGAUUGGAUGGACCUUAGGCCCUGUUUGGUAG